CCACUCGCUCUCAAUCAGUCUAGUCCCAGAACGCACUUCGAUAAGAACCUUUAGUGUGGCUCCAGAGGUUGUACUUGACUCGAGGAUCCGCUGUUUCGAAGUCUGACUCCUCGGGACUUUACAGACUUUUAAGUAAAAUCACACUCUAGAAUUGUAAGACGGGAGAUUAGUUUUUUUUUUUGUCUUUUGAAAGAAAAGUGACGAAAGAGAAUUUAUGGGCAUGUAAACGGAGAAGAAUUGAUGUAAAGAAAAAGAAAAAAACAGUGCACUGUUGGAACAUUUUUGUUAAUUUUAGCGUAGAGCGAACUACUAGCUGCGAAGAUGCAGUGCCAGAUAUCAGCUGACCAGGUCCUCCUCGGCGUGAUGGCACCCGAUGCCACUGAGACCACGGAGCCAGCGGGCCCCAAAUGCGAGUCUGAGAAGAAAUUGGUGGAAUUGAAGCUGAAAUAUGGAUGGCCAUUCCCUGAUAUGACGGACCCUCCAUUAUCCUUCCGAAUUAAGAGCAGCUUCAUCAUUCCCAUGGUCGGGACUUUCAGCAAAAUUCUUUUGAAAUGGUGUAAUAAGGUGAAUGGCCACAACAUCCAACAGCUUCGAAACAUGGUAGCAAAUCGGCCUGCAGGCACACCACUCCUCACAGUAUCAAACCAUUAUUCCUGCCUUGAUGAUCCUGCACUAUGGGGUUUGUUAAGAUGGCGUGAUCUGUGGAAUGCACGGAGAAUGAGGUGGUCCCCAGCAGCACACGACAUAGCCUUUACGCGAAAAAUAUACAGUUGGUUCUUUAGUGCUGGGAAAUGUGUGCCAAUUAUUCGAGGUCUGGGAGUGUACCAGGAGGCAAUGGACUUCCUGAUUGAGCGUCUGAAAGAGGGCCAGUGGGUACAUAUAUUCCCCGAGGGCAAGGUGAACAUGAGCCUGGAGAGGAUGCGGCUCAAAUGGGGCGUGGGCCGGCUGGUGUACGAGUCACCCGUGUGUCCCAUCGUCCUGCCCUUCUACCACAUUGGUAUGGAUGACAUCCUGCCCAACCGCAAACCCUACAUCCCCAGGGUCGGGAAGCUGGUGACAGUUGUGGUGGGAGAACCCAUGGACUUCAAGGACCUAGUGUCGGAGAUGAAGGCAAAGAAGGAGGACCCGACUACGGCGCGGAAGGUGAUCACCGACAGGAUCCAGGAGGAGCUGGGAAGGCUGCGAGAUCAGGCAGAGGAGCUCCACGAAAAGAUGAAGAGGGAGAGGAACUUAUAACGCAUGUCCAAAGGCAUAACUGCAGCAAUUGUCCUAAUCCUUCCACUCGAUAUUUUGUACAUUUUUUUUCCUCAGUGGAGAAGUAUCAAAUUGUAAAACUGAUGAAGAAUUCAUUUCGAAUUUUUGACAUUUUUCAGUAUUGGCCUUAUUAAGAUUUUUAAGAUGAAAUCAAUGGAUAUACAUUUAUAAGUAUUGGUAGAGUUAGCUUUUUUCCACAAAUUUUUAAAAUGUACGGAGAUAACCUGGAAAACUUUGAAAUUGAUUUUUCUGGAUAUUUAUUAUGUAUAUAGUACUUUUAUUUUGGUUAGAAUGUUUGCAAAUAUUUUAAAAUUAUAUGCAGUUGCAGGAUCAGAAAAUCUAGUAAUUUUAUGCCACAUGAACUGACCUGUAUGUACCAAUGGACUGAAUGAUGUAUAAUUUAAAACCUGACUUUUCCUUUGGUAUUAUGUUGCAUUGGUACAAAAAGAUGAAAUGUUCAAGCCUCGCUUAAGGUCUAGCAUGUUGGUGAGUUUGCACAACUACAUUUUAUUUUUUGUUAGUAGUAAGCUAUAUUUCUAUAUAUGUUUAUUAAGUGUGAAGCAGAAUACUGAAUUCAACAUGCCAAAAUGAAAUGUUUUUUCUCUUGGCUCCUAUUUUCAAAUGAUGUCAUAGUUCUUUUGCUAGCUUUAUGAGUUGAUGUUGAUAGAGAAAAUUUAUUAUUUUUUACAUUUUUUCUCUUUUCUCUCUCUCUUUUAUUUUUUCAGAGAUACUAGUGCAAAAAGUGUUCAUGUUAAAUGCAGGUGCUUGCAUUUGAGGACAGAUAUUUGUCCUAAUAGAUGUGUGUUCACUACAAAACUCCAAUUUUGUGAACAAACCUUCCAUAAUGAUUGGGUUUCGUGAGAUAUCAUUGCAUCGCGUUGAGGAGAAGCAUACAAGAAGGCUUGUUUACAUUUUCAUUAUUUAUAAUUUAUCAAUUGUAUUUCACAAAUAUCUCUAAUUAUAUUCCCCCCCCCUGUUCAUAGGAGAGAUUAGAUUUAUAUAUUACGGCUUCACACUCUUGCAAAUACUACGAAUAUUUGAAUGUACACAAAAAUAAAUAAAAGGAAAAUAUGGCAUAAGGCUAUCUCUAGCAAGUAAAUCAUUAAAAAGAUAGCAGUAUCAUGACAAAGCAAACAUUGUCAUGUAUUUAUGUAAAUAAAUAUUGCCACUGAAAAAUAAUGUAUUUGCUGUUACCUGUUGUUUUGCAACUUUCCGAUAGCUGAUCUUAUUGCUUUAUUUACUAUUUAACUAUUUUUCUAUCACUGUUUCCUAGUUGUCUAAUUUCCCAAUGGUUUAGUUCAAAGGCUUUUCAUAAGCAGGAGUUUAGUUCAGGGCUGUCAUAAGCCAUCAUUUUUUUCUCUCUUUUUUCCAAAAUGAAUUUACUUGUCUCACAGCUACAUUCUCCAUUCAAAAUGCUCAGAGACAAGUAUUAGCAAUUGUAAUGCUAAAUGUCUUUGUUUAGUGGAGUACUGUAGAGUACUGUAAGGCAUUACAGACACGUGGAGAUUCUGCACUGUGUAAUUUUUUGCUCUGUGAAUGUUUCACCCCUGUAACAACCACUGAGUCAUAUGCUUUGUACCUAAGAUGCUGCAGAUAUCACAAUUUGGUGCAGAGCUCAGAAAUGUGAUUAUUUUUACUUUUUUACCUUUUGAUACCAGAUUGCCAAUAAAUAAGUAUAUACAUAAUUAGCUGGACCAAUUAGGAAAUCAUAUAAAAUGGUCAACUUGAAUAGAUGAAGAGAUCUAGAGAUGAAAGUUAUACCAAAUGUUAGUAAGAGAAAUCAGACUUGCAUUGUUUGUUUAAAAAAAGGAGAGUAUCUUCACAUGUUUCAAACUGAAUCCCAGAUGAAGUAAAAUUAGAUAUAUUGUAAUCUAUUUUCAAAUCAAAUAUUGUAGAAAAUAUUGCAUCCUCUUGAAAAGGACUGUGAAAUAACAAAUAAUAAAUAUAGUUGUUAGUAUAGCUAGGCAUGCCAUCAUAACCUGUGUAACAAUGUUCUUGAUUAUAUACAAUCUAAACCUCUUUCAGAGUAAUGGGUUAUCCCUGUGUUGACUAGCAAUAUAUGUGUUUAGGGUAGCUGUCAUUGUCAGCUGAACUAAUAUCCUUUGAAACCCUGCAGCAGUUGUUAUUAGUGAGACUCUAUUUGUUACUGGCUUUUUAGUUCUGUAGUUUAUGAGUCAGGCUUACCUCAUACCAGUAAUGUACGCCUCUGGUAACAUGUGGAUAGUAGUUACAGUAUCAGAUAAAAUGAUAUACUUCCUGUUAUUGUAAAAAUAGUACCUUUAAGAUGAGAUGGAAUUAUUAUAGUCAACAUUAUAAUGGUAUAUCAUAGUCAGUACAGCAAAUUUGCUAGGUGAAUUGUAAAUGCAAUAGAUAUUUACUUUACUGGUGAUGUCUGAUUUGUUCUAAUGAAUUGUACCUCUCUAUCAGUUAUGUAUAAAGUGUUCCCCCAAUGAGUUAUUACUAAUUUUAUUAUGUUAUGGAACAAAUAAUAUAGGUUUAUGGUAUCAUAGAGAUUGACAGAAGUAUUGGAAAUGUUUGUAUAUUAGUGGAAUGUUCAAGACUUUGUUAAACUGUGACCAGUCUUUUAUUUCUCUAAGAGUCAAAAUUACAAGCUUCUGUUUCUGUUAUAGUAUCUUGUUAUCACUAAUUCAUUUUGAUAUUUGUUGUUUUUGCUUGAGGAAAUCUUUAAUGAACAAGAGAUUAUUUUCAUAACAAUAGAGCAGGGGUCUGUGAUAUGGACUAGUAUGUACAGGCCACUUGUUAUAACAAUUUUAUGUUAUGAUGUCUGAUAAAAAGAUCAUACUAGUGUGAUAUCUUUUGCACAAUGAAUUGAUAUGCAGCUGAAUGCAAAAAUGAUAUAGUACAAACUUGGCGAGAUGAUAAAGUUUAUUAUUCAGCCAUGACUGGCAUAUCACUAGAAGGUAGAUGUGUUAAACAAAAUUCCUUGGAAAGUCUGUUACUCUUGUCUGAUUAGUUAGUAGAGGUAUGAAACUAACUUAAUUUUAUAAUUGACUUUCCUUUUCUUGCUGGUGGGUGAAAGAUGUCAGUGUUUGGUUACCUGUGAAGAAGAGUAUAAAUUUUAUGAAGUUCAAUUUCUUUCAUAAAUUUAUUUAUUUAUUUAUUUUUUUACUGUAUUUAAUUAAUUUUCACUCCUUAAGGUAUAUUUUCUCUAUUUGUUAAUGAAUAUGAAUCCUAUUUUAUUUAUUUAACCAUUUUUAAUAACUGAGACAGACUUUUUAAUAUAACAUUUUGAUUUUUUCUUUCACAAUGAAAGACGCUGAUAUGCUUAGGCAUGAGCAAGAGAAGUUUGACCAUAGCCCCCUACUUAAAGUACAGUCAUCCUCCACUGAAUGAACUAAGAAAGAAGGAAAAGGGAUGUUAAAUUAAACUGAAUUAAACUGGGGGACCAUUUUCUAUUUUUUUAAUGUUGGAUAAAAAAGACAAUUAUCAGCUGUGUUCAGUAUCAGACAGCAGAGGCGACGGGAAAUCCCCAGCUUUAGAUUCUCCCAAAACUAAUGGAAGCACUAAGGUAUGCUUGCAACAUAACAAGCAGUUAGAGGUGAAAUGGGAAUGAGUGUUGGUUAAAGCGUUCUUAAGGACUGUAGCUAGCUUGAAUUAUUUUCCUCUCUGAUAAUGCUUCCUAAGUUUGAGUACAUCCAGAGCUGCAAAAAAUCUUUGAGAAAGAGUAUUCAAAAUUAGGAUUAAUGCCAAGUUUAGAAAUAUUGAUAAAAAAUUCUUUGUAAAGUAUAUUUUAAAGCUCAUACUUGUUUACAUUCUGUAAUUUUAUGCCCAUGUGUGUUUGUAGACAAAAAAAAUACAUUAUAUAAUUUUGCAUGUUUUACUCAUAAAUCAAUAGAAUUCAUAUAGAAUCUCCAUUUUGUCCCUCUUAAAAAAUACAGCAAAUAUAGAUUAAGUUGACAACAUAGAAGUUAAAUGGUAUGAGUCUGUACCAUGCUACACACUCUUUACUAAUAAAAAAAUGCAAAAAGUGUUCUAUUUAUGAGUUGUAUUUAAUUUUUCACAUUUCAGGCAACAUAGCUCAUGCAGAAAUAGCUAAUUUAUAAAAGAGUCAUCAUUUAUAUUAGAAACUAGUAUAUGUUAAGAGUUUAAUCUGGAAAAAGGUAUAAUUUUGAGUAAGGUUGUUGCAAUAUUAACUUUUUAUGUUAAAUAAACUGAUUUUAUUUUUGUUUUUAUGAUUGGCAACUUGUGCAUUAUUUUUUAUUGUAAAGUAUUCUAUAAAAAAAUGACCAUCACUAGAAUAUCUGCAAUCAAAUACAUCUAAAUAACCAUUUUUGUUUUCACUAAUAACAACAGUACUUUAAUGCAACAGAAAAAAAUAUAAUGAAGUCUGAAAUGAUGAUGAUAAUGGAAAAAAAUUGAAAAGCACAUAUAAUGAUGCAAUGUUUGAGAAUAUAAUGCAAAUCAAGUGUUAAAAUUGUGAUGUGGGUGCUAGUAAUUUGUGUAAAAUACAAAAUUGUUAUGUUA
Penaeus monodon (black tiger shrimp) is the source of this 5739-nucleotide messenger RNA. It is a transcript of the gene Taz, whose product is annotated as tafazzin-like. The record is from RefSeq and is a predicted model, not a curated record. The transcript has 5 exons. Gene Ontology annotation, biological process: cardiolipin acyl-chain remodeling; inner mitochondrial membrane organization. Gene Ontology annotation, cellular component: mitochondrial membrane. The coding region runs from base 322 to 1236 and encodes 304 amino acids. NCBI's taxonomy places the organism in Eukaryota, Metazoa, Arthropoda, Malacostraca, Decapoda, Penaeidae. Gene Ontology annotation, molecular function: 1-acylglycerophosphocholine O-acyltransferase activity.